GGAUGAAUCAAAUGGCCUUGGCCGCCUUCCGGAGCACGUGAGGGGUCUGUGCGGCGAUCAAAAGCUGACCCGUAACCGGCACCUUUGUUCUUGACGCCCACCUCGCACGACGAUGCCAGCUCAAUCUUACGAGCUGUACCGGGCGUCGAGUAUCGGCAUGGCCCUCACCGACUCUCUCGACGAGCUGAUUACCAGUGGGGCGAUUACACCUCAGCUUGCGAUGAAGGUGUUGCAGGUUUUCGACGAGGCAAUCUACGAGAAGCUAGCGAAGACCGUUGGUACUGGACCCGAGAAGGCGAAAGCUACUCUCAAGGGGAAGAUGAAGACCUAUCGUAACUGCGAUGACGUUUGGACGUUCUGGCUCAAUAAUGUAACCCUUAAGGUCGAUGGGCCCCAGGACUUUACGGUUCCAAAGAUGAAGAUCAUCGCGUGCAAACACGAGGAUACUGGAGAUGGUAGCUCGAAGAAGUAGUGACCUACCGUUCUGGAGCUCAAUGCUUCCCGCAUCUCGGUCUGGAGCUUAUGAUCUUCCUGAGCAUUCUAUCACUCAAUGUAUUACUGACUAUUCCUUCGUGGAUGUAUUAUACAACCUUAUAACAUAGGUCCGAGGUUUAAACAUCGAGCGACUCCGACUGUAAAGC
This is a messenger RNA of Mycena citricolor, 641 nucleotides long. The record is from the annotation of a GenBank genome assembly. Lineage: Eukaryota; Fungi; Basidiomycota; Agaricomycetes; Agaricales; Mycenaceae.